Camellia sinensis is the source of this 486-nucleotide messenger RNA. Lineage: Eukaryota; Viridiplantae; Streptophyta; Magnoliopsida; Ericales; Theaceae. The record is from RefSeq and is a predicted model, not a curated record.
AUGAGUUAUCAGCCUUGUGAUGCGGAAGGAGAACCCCUGCCAGGCACUGAAUUGACAGAGGUCUGGAGAGUUGCUAAAGCUCCUCCAAAUGACAAAUUUCAGUAUACAUAUUUUGCACACAAGAUAAAUAGCUUGGACACUGCACCUAAGAAGUUACUGGCUUCAGAUUCUCGCUUGCGUCCAAAUAGAUAUGCACUUGAGAAGGGUGAUUUGCCCAAAGCAGGUUCAGAAAAGAGCCGUUUGGAGGAGAAACAAAGGGCUGAAAAGAGAACUAGAGAGACGAAGGGCGAGCAAUUUACUCCAAGAUGGUUUGACCCAUCUAGUGAAAUUGCUCCUACACCUUGGGGUGAAUUGGAAGUUUAUCGCUACAAUGGAAAAUAUGAUGAACAUCGGGCUGCUAUGGAUAGCUCAUCCAACAUUGAGGAGACUGACAUCGGGUCAAUGGAUUUCAAUCCAUGGCAGUACGGAAACUUGGCUACAGAAUGA